CUGGCUCUGCCUCCCGAGUGCUGGGAUUAAAGGCGUGCGCCACCACCGCCCGGCCCUACAAUGAGUUUUUAAGACAUAUGAAAGUCAUUCUUAUUCACAGUAUCCCCGGCUGGAAACAGCCCAAAUAUCUCACUUAGGGACUCGGAGAGGGUGCCUCAACACCGGCCUGGAGUGUUUAAAUGGUUAAGAGUGUGAGGUGUCUCCAUGCAGAGGAAAACCCCGGUAACAAAGGAGACAUCAUAGAGACACUCUCCAGCAAGGCCUAGAGAUGGUAUGUUGCCUCGGAGGUCAUUUUGAGUCCAGCGCUGACUCCUUCCCGAGCAAAGGUUGAUCAUCUUUGAUGGUUUCCAGCUCUGCCUCUCCCGGCUUCAAUGUGAUCCAGGCAUCUAACCUACACUGCCCGCUUCCUAGGAACCCCACUCAAGCCUGCUUGCUUUAACUAAACAAACCAAUUAGAAGUUGCCUUGGGGUGUCUUCUUGGCUCUGGUCAAGGCCUACCUGUCCGUCUCCUGGUUGAGGACAGUGAAGGGGAAGGGUCCAGCGCCCCCUGCCUUCCCUGGGGUCUAUAAAACACCACCCAUAUUCAGUGUGAACAAAUUUGCCAGUGUGAACAAAUUUCCUGUGAUGGGGACGUGUGGUCAUAGGUCGUACACCUAGGCAGCUGGCUGCCCUCCACUGUCCUGUGUAAACAUUAAGUCCGAGUCCGGGGCGCUACGAGGCCAAGGCCAGGGAUGUGACCCUGUCCAGUGACAGACCUCAACCCAGAGUCAGAAGAGAAGACAGUCGUCUGUUGUGUUCAGCCACUGGGGUGGAUUUCAAAGCUAUUGUGCUCUGUGAAAAGAGCCAGGCACGAACAUCCCUGGCUGACCGCUUCUGUUUAGAGGACAUUCUGGGAACGACAGGGGACAGUAAUAGAAAUCAGAGCAGUGGAUGUCUGGAGCAGUGGAAGAAGUCAAAAGGCUGGAAAGAGGACAAGAGGAAGCUUUGCGAGGGGAUGAAAACGUGUUUCUUGAAUUGGGCCAUUUGUCAAAAGCCUCAGGUCUCAGACAAUAUGAACAAUGUCUGGCAUUUAUUGUAUGUAAAUAAUAUCUCGAUACAGUAGUUCUUUAGUUUCCUUUGCUUUUUGCCUAUUUGUUUGAUUGUUUUUUUUUUUUUUUUUGGUUUUUCGAGACAGAUUGAUUGAUUUUUAAUGUGAACACUGUUGUGGAUCACGAAAGGAGCACAGGCAGGUCACUGUCCAGACCUUACAAAAUCAGGAUUUGGAAGAGUGGAGCCAACCUCUCCCUACCAGCUUAGUUACUCGAGAGGCUUAGAGAAGCAUCGUGCCGCCAGGGGGCAGCAUCACAGCCUGGCGAGCCACACGCCCCUCCAGCUGUAGGCGGGGAUUGGAGGGACCCCCGGAAGCUACAGGAAGCUACCGGAUCCCGAGUGGUGCAUAGAUCUGCGGAGGGGGGCUGUGACGGGGCGGUGACGCGUCCCUGCGUGGUGGGCACCGCAUCGCGUGGCUCCGCUCUGCGCACGGCUCUUCUCGCAUAGGGCUCCGAUGCUAGUCGCCCCGAAGCUCCCCCCGCCCCGCCCCGCCCCGCAACGCAGGCGGGGCCGAGACUCCUGCGACCCUUUUCUCUCCAGCCGGCGGUUGGGCAAGUAGCACGUCCCCGCCUGCACCAUGCACAAAGGGACAGCACGGUCCCGUGUCCGCAUGGAAGGCGCUGCCUCCGGCAAUUGCCCGGAGUGCUCAGCAUCCUGAGAGAACUGAACCAGCUGCGUGCGGAAGGGCCAGUUACUAGUCCCAUUCCCUUAGGCGAUCGCCGCGCCUGGCACAGGAAACUCCGCGGCGUUCAUCUUAGUUUGGUUUGGUUUUAGUGAGAUUUGUUUUUGUUGGGGGCUAAAGAGGAGCCCAGGGCCCCAUACAUGCUAGGCUAGCUCUCUACCCCAACCCCACCCCACCCAGCACAAGGUGAUUGUUUCGAACGACCAAAGAAGUGUGGCCGAAAAGCUGGUGUGGUGGCGCAUGCCUGUAAUCCAGCUCUGGGGAGGGUGAGCAGGAGGAUGGCGAGUUCGAGACCACCGAGACCCUGUCUCAAAACAAGCCAAACAGAAUGUACGGCGAGAAACGCUCUGGCGUAACCAUGCUAGCACUAAAAAAGGAAGCUUAUCGGGCACAGGUUGACGAGGAGGGGCUGCUGAUAGAACGCACUCACAGCACAGGCAAAGUGGGAUCAGUCCCUCAGGAGUUCCCACCGCGACCACUGCAGACUGCGGGACUGGGGGUGGGGGCACGCACAAUUGUCCCCAUCCUUCGCCGCCCCGCCUAGCGAGUUCUGCCUGAUCUCUUGGCCUAAUUCCCUGGUGGAAGUCCAGAGCCGGCUGUGGAGAGGGAAGGCCAUCGCCCCACCCCGCCCCGCGGUCCUCUGUCCCGCAGGCGCAGGGCCUUAGGGCCUCGGGUGCAGGCCCUCGCUCCGGGUGACCCUGGUAGCCAGCGCGGCAGGUGCAGCCCCGAGGCAGCGCGUGGAUGUCCUCAGUGGGUCCACCUGAACUGGACUCUGGACUCGGUUGAAGCCCAGAGGAUCCUAACCUCGGAGGAAUCUCAGCCCAGUAGGGCAAAGAAAUGACCAGGCGAUUGGCAAAAGCAGGAUUCCGCAUCGGGAGCUUUGCAAGCCGGCUAACAGAGUUGAAACAAAACGGAUCCGAAACCAACUGCUUGUUACCCCUGCCUUAUUUUAUCUUUUUUUCUUUUCUCCACAAUGCUAAGAUGUAGAUCUCCAGAGUGGCACCCGUGACAGCCGUGAAGUCAUUCCAGGCUGUCAGCCCUGUGUUUGACAAUCUGAUGUGAAGAUGGCAGCCAGGGUGAUCUGGGUUAGCCUCGGCCUGCUUCGAGUCUUGUGGUGUCUCCUUCCCCAGACUGGCUACAUACACCCAGAUGAGUUCUUCCAGUCCCCCGAGGUCAUGGCAGAGGACAUCCUGGGUGUGCAGGCUUCACGGCCCUGGGAGUUUUACCCCAGCAGCUCCUGCCGCACCGUGGUCUUCCCACUGUUGACCUCUGGCUCUACCUUCUGGUUGCUCAGGCUCUGGGAAGAGCUGGGGCUCUGGCCUGGUCUGGUGAGUGGCUACAUGCUGCUGGUGGGGCCCCGACUCCUCCUCACUAUCCUCUCCUUUGCCCUGGACUGGGCUGUGUACUAUCUGGCCCCACUGUGGGGGGCAGAUCGCUGGAAUGCCAUGUGCCUGCUGUCGGGGUCCUACGUCACCCUGGUUUUCUACACAAGGACCUUCUCCAACACCAUCGAGGGACUGCUCUUCACCUGGCUGCUGGUGCUGGUGUCCCCUUAUGUGGCAUGGAGUCCCAAAUCAAAGAAGCCUACCCCAGGUCCAUGGUGGCACAGCUGCCUUCUUGGCGCUAUCGUGGCGGCUGGCUUCUUCAAUCGGCCAACCUUUCUAGCCUUUACUCUGGCUCCCCUCUCUCUCUGGGGCAUUCACAGGGCCUUGGAACCUGGCGUCAAGGCCCUGAUCCAGGAGGCCCUGGUGCUCCUGCCAGGGGCUGCUCUUGCUGCAAUGCUGUUUAUCACUACGGACAGCUGGUACUUCUCCAGCCUCUCGACAUCCGGUAGCCUUGUCCUCACACCUGUCAACUUCUUGUCCUACAACCUGGAUCCCCAAAACCUUGCAAGGCACGGCACGCAUGCACGGCUCACUCACCUGGCGGUCAAUGGCUUCCUGCUCUUUGGGGUACUGCAUGCUCAGGCCCUUCAGGCUGCAUGGCAGCAUCUCCACAGCUGCCUCCGUGUGCUCCCGCAGAUGGGCUUCUUGGGGGUGCUGGGUGCAUGGUCUAGCUCCAAGUCUUAUCUCCUCCUCCUCUACUUCACACCCCUGCUCCUGCUAUCUGCCUUCAGCCACCAAGAGGCCAGAUUCCUGAUUCCCCUCAUAGUCCCGCUAGUCCUGCUUUGCAGUCCACAAACCCACCCUAUACCCUGGAAGGGGACCCUGGUCCUCUUCAAUGCUCUAGGGGCUCUCGUCUUUGGCUGCCUGCAUCAGGGAGGUUUGGUACCUGGCCUGAAAUACUUGGAGCACAUAGUCCACGCGCCUGUCCUGCCAGGCACGACCACCCGCUACACACUUCUCUUCGCUCACACUUACAUGCCUCCCCGGCACCUCCUACACCUCUCCGGCCUGGGAUCGCCUGUGGAGGUGGUGGACAUGGGUGGCGCUGAGGACUGGGUCCUGUGCCAAGCCUUGAACGACUUCAGCAGACAACCAGCCUGCCAAAUGGCUGGUGGGCCACAGCUCUGCCGACUCUUUGUGGUAACUCCCGGGACCAACAGGCAUGCUCUGGAGAAGUGCAGUUUUCCUCUCAAGAAUGAGACCCUCUUGUUUCCCCACUUGACCCUGGAGGACCCUCCAGCCCUGUCCUCUCUGCUCAGCCGGGCUUGGAGGAACCACCUCAGUCUUCAUGUCAUAGAGCUGGAGGGGAGGCCUGCUGUGACACAGGAGCCACGGCUCAGGAGCCAGCCAUAGAACGGUGCCACGCGACCUUCUACACGGGCUGCUGGGCUGGGACACUGCAACAGGACUCCCCCUGCUGUCUCUCCCGGGCACAGCCGCGGGUGUUCCUCCAGGUGAGCCCACAUUCCUUUCCCUUAGACACCAAAGACCUGACCAGUCACGGUCCCAAUGCCAAGGUCCCCAAAGAAACCUAGCAUACCCACUGGCACAUGUCUCUCUCCAUGCUGUCACUUCCAAUAGCUGUGUCAUGUUUCAAAUACAGAGUAGCACCUGCUUAUCAAAGACAA
Peromyscus californicus insignis is the source of this 4784-nucleotide messenger RNA. RefSeq names its product nuclear cap-binding protein subunit 2. The coding region runs from base 2836 to 4509 and encodes 557 amino acids. NCBI's taxonomy places the organism in Eukaryota, Metazoa, Chordata, Mammalia, Rodentia, Cricetidae. Gene Ontology annotation, molecular function: RNA cap binding; alpha-1,2-mannosyltransferase activity. The record is from RefSeq and is a predicted model, not a curated record. The transcript is spliced from 4 exons. Gene Ontology annotation, biological process: mRNA cis splicing, via spliceosome; GPI anchor biosynthetic process. Gene Ontology annotation, cellular component: nuclear cap binding complex; endoplasmic reticulum membrane.